AUGUCCUUCUGCAAAAGCUGUUGUGGCUGUUAUUGUUGUUGCCAUGAGGAGUAUGAUUUAAGGAAGGCUGAAGCUAAGGCGCCGAACGAGAAUGACGCGGUGUUUGAAAUGGAACCCACAGUACCGGAGCUGGAGUACAUUGACGAUUUUGUUGGUCCGCCAUUGAUGCUCCUGAAACCGACAAUGUCUCCCUCACCUUUGUCACCUCAUACGUCGUCUUCACUAUUACUGAUGUCACCACCUACGCCACUGCCUACGUCAUCACCGACGUCACCACCGCAAUCACUAUCGGCGUCAUCAUCACCACCGACAGUUCCGGAACUGCAGCAUGUUGACAACUUUAUUGAACCUCCCUUGAAACCACCGAUAUCUACUCCUCCUUCAUCACUCCCGACACCAUCUUUAACACUCUUGCCGUCACCGUCGAUGUCAACACCGCCGUCACCACCAAUACAGCCGAAGGCGACUACCGUUGAGGAAAUGGAAUCUGCACCGCUGGUGUUAUCCACAGCUUCUGUGUGGAAAAAUCCGAAAUUGGGGUAUUGGAAUAUUCGUGAGAGAGCCGAACAAAUUCGAAUCUUCUGCCACUACUUUCAGGAGGACUACCAGGAGGAGCUGUACGAAUAUGGUCCAGGUCCUGAGUACUCGACUUCGGAAUGGGAUAACAGGAAGCGAUCCGAGGAAUUCGCUGAGCUUGAGCUUCCCUACUGGAUCGAGGAGGGUGUGAGGUUGUGUGGGACUGCACCAAUUCUGGAGCACAUCGCCGAUAGGCACAACCUGUUGCCCUCGGACAGGCAUACACGAUCCCGGCUGCGCAAAACGCAGGAGGAAAUUGACAAACUGAGGGGGGAUUUUGAAGGCCUCUGCUAUGAUGAGGAGUGGUUAAACUACCCUGACUUCAACUUAUACGAUCUGCUCGACAUGUUGGUGACCUUUGCGCCCGAUUGUCUCAGACAAUUUGAAAAUCUGGAGAACUUUAUGCUGCGCUUCGAGGGUUUACAAAGUGUGAAGGCCUACAUAACAACGGAGAAGUUCAAAAGUCGGCCCUUCUUCUCUCCAAAAGCUUUCUGGAACGGAGGGCAGCAGAUUCGACUGCUGCUUACCUACUGCGGGGAGAAAUUUGAUCAAGAAUUCUAUACUGCUGGUCCAGCACCUGACUUCUCAAGAGAACAGUGGUUGUCAAAGAAAAACAACCUUGGACUUGAUUUUCCAAAUCUUCCUUACUUUGUUGAUGGGUCGCUCAAACUAACCCAAUCAAGUGCAAUUUUGCUGUAUAUCGCUGACAAACACAAAAUGCUCCCCAAGACACCAGAAGAGCGUGCCACGCUUUUGAUGGUUCAUCAAGCGGCGAUGGAUAUUCGCAACGGCUUCUACCGCCUCACCUUUGGACCCGACUACGAGAAGAAUAGGGUGGAGUACAUGAAAAACCUUCCCAAUGAAAUAAAAAGCCUGUCCGACUACCUCGGAAACAAGAAAUUCUUUUCCGGUGAUCAAGUUAACUACCCAGACUUCAAUAUCUACGAUUUGCUGAUCGUUCUAGAAACCUAUGCUCCACAGUGUCUGGACAACUUUGGCAAUCUACGAGCAUACAUUGCUCGCUUUGAGAGCAUUCCAGCCAUCAAGAGGUACAUGAGCUCCUCCGAUUACAUUCAUAGACCCUUCACCAACACAAUGGCGCACUGGGGCUACUAUUUCGACUGA
Echinococcus granulosus is the source of this 1701-nucleotide messenger RNA. Its product is annotated as Glutathione S-transferase. Lineage: Eukaryota; Metazoa; Platyhelminthes; Cestoda; Cyclophyllidea; Taeniidae. The coding region runs from base 1 to 1701 and encodes 566 amino acids. The transcript has 14 exons. The record is from RefSeq and is a predicted model, not a curated record. Gene Ontology annotation, molecular function: glutathione transferase activity. Gene Ontology annotation, biological process: glutathione metabolic process.